AUGGAUGUUGAUGUAAGCGAUGAAAAUAAUAACUACAUUGAGACUGAUAAUGUUGUUAAUCAUGAAAUAUCAAGUCAAACAUCUAAGUUAUCCCAGAAAUCUUUGGAAAGUAAUACUUCUCGUAUAAUCUCUGAUUAUGAAGAUGAAAUUCCAAAACAACAAGUUCCUAAAAUUGAUCUAAUGACACCAGAACUUGUUGCGGCUUUGGAUAGAGCUAAUGUGAGUAGUAGGUCGGCGACUUACAUUUUUGCUGCUUUAUUAUCUAGCCUAAAUAUUGAUUGUGCAAGCGUAAACUUCAGUCAUUUGACUAUCCAUCGAGCACGGGAAAAAUUUCGCAAAGAAGCGACGUUAAAUCUGAAAACUAAUUUGGAAACUGAUAAUUAUGUGCUACAUUUUGAUGGAAAACUGUUGUCAGAUAUUACAGGUAUAGAACAAGUUGACCGGCUUCCUAUUAUUUUAUCAUCAUCAGGUAAAUUUCAACUGUUAGGAGUCCCCAAACUAGAAUCUGGAACUGGACAAAAUCAAGCUUCAGCUAUUAUUACAACAGUAAAACAAUGGAAUAUUAAUACUGAUAUCAAAGCAUUGUGUUCUGAUACUACAGCGUCAAAUACGGGAAUCAGAAAUGGUGCGUGUGUAUUAGUAGAAAAGGCUCUGAAUCGACAACUGUUAUACUUGCCAUGUCGACACCAUAUUUUUGAAAUUGUUCUUCGAAGUGCAUUUGAAAUAUACUGGCCUGCUUCAUCUGGCCCAAACGUUCCAAUUUAUCAGAGAUUUAAAAAGAAGUGGGAUGAAAUUGAUCAAUCAAACUUUACGGCUGGUAUUUAUGACCAAGAAAUUUUGGAAGUUAUAACACCAAUCAAAGAUGAAAUUUUGAAAUUCGUUAAUAAUCAAAUAGAAGUAAAAUUUUUUAAUCCAGCGCUAAAGAAUUAUCAACUGAUGUUAAAGUGAAACAUGAAAAUUUAU
Cotesia glomerata is the source of this 963-nucleotide messenger RNA. RefSeq lists its product as uncharacterized. The record is from RefSeq and is a predicted model, not a curated record. Bases 1 to 948 code for a protein of 315 amino acids. The transcript is spliced from 3 exons. Lineage: Eukaryota; Metazoa; Arthropoda; Insecta; Hymenoptera; Braconidae.